GUACAGAAAGCCGCCGCAGUAUGCCUGGUCACAUGGUGUAGAGGCGUCAGCCGGACGCUGUUUACGUGACUCGCGGAAGCUGCCUGGAAUGCUGUAGUUACAGUUGACGGAAGAUGUCACGUCAUUAGUUAUCGCGAUACUUUGAGAUUUCGUGGGCGUUUCCUAUGAAAGAUGGAGGCCUCCGGGUCGCUGACUGUCAACAAUAAAAUGAGAGCCGGUGUCGGCGGGGUUGGUGCCGGGAGUCCUCAGCCGGGAAAGGGACGAGAAUAUAAUCGCAACCAGCGGAAGGAUUCGGAGGGUUGCUCAGAGUCUCCAGAUAUCGAAUUUAUUUAUGCUGACGCUGAUAAGUGGGCCGCAGAGCUCUCAGAGCUUUACAGUUACACUGAAGGCCCCGAGUUUCAAUGGAACAGGAAAUGUUUUGAGGAGGAUUUGCAAUUACAUGUGCCUGACAAAAAAUGGACAGAGUUAGAUGUGUCCCAGCAGCGUGCACACACCAUGCGGCUCCUUGAUGCUUUGGAGGUCACAGGCAGAGAAAAAAGGCUAAAAGUGGCCAGGGCAAUCCUGUAUGUUGCACAGGGCACUUUUGGGGAGUGCACAUCUGAGUCUGAAGUGCAGACCUGGCAACGCCAUAACAUCUUCCUGCUGCUAGAAGCAGGAGCAUUCAAUGCCCUUGUGGAACUUCUUAACAUGGAAGUCGAGAACAGUGCAGCUUGCAGUAAUGCUGUAAGAAAGCCCGCAAUCUCUCUGGCUGACAGCACAGAUCUUCGAGUUCUUCUGAAUAUCAUGUACCUUAUGGUAGAUACAUUACGAGAGGAAGGUGAUGCCGAUAGUGAAGACUGGAAAACCUCGAGAAAUACUUUCCGUGCAGAACUUGGAUCCCCUGUAUACAACGGUGAACCUUUUGCAGUGCUACUUUUUGGAAUGGUCACAAAGUUCUGUAGUGGUCAUGCUCCACAUUUUCCAAUGAAAAAGGUGCUGCUGCUGUUGUGGAAGACUGUGUUGUGCACACUGGGUGGGUUUGAAGAUUUGCAGAAAAUGAAGGCAGAGAAGCGGGAGAUCUUGGGGCUUCCACCUCUUCCGGAAGAUAGCAUUAAAGUUAUACGCAAUAUGAGAGCUGCAUCACCCCCAGCUUCUGCAUCUGAUCUCAUUGAGCAACAGCAAAGAAGAGGCCGAAGGGAGCAUAAGGCUCUCAUUAAGCAGGAUAACCUUGAUGCCUUUAAUGAGCGGGAUCCAUACAAAACAGAUGAUUCUCGGGAUGAAGAAGAGGAAAACGAUGAAGACAACAGCUUAGAGGGGGAACCUUUUUCUAUUGAACGGGAAGAAGUGAUGCCACCAUCAAUUACUCAGCCUCCUGCUGAUCGUCUUGCUCUGCCAAAAGGUUUACCUUGGGCACCAAAAGUGAGGGAGAAAGACAUUGAGAUAUUUCUGGAAUCAAGUCGCAGUAAGUUCAUUGGCUACACUCUUGGAAGUGACACAGAUACAGUAGUUGGUUUACCACGCCCUAUUCAUGAGAGUAUUCGCACUCUAAAGCUGCAUAAAUACACAUCUAUUGCUGAGAUUCAGAUUCGCCUUGAGGAAGAGUUCAUAAUGUGUCCGCUCUCUGGCGGUGAAGAAGAGGUUGAACAAGUUCCUGCAGAGAUCUUAUAUCAGGGUCUUCUCCCCAGUUUACCUCAGUACAUGAUCGCCUUGCUAAAGAUCCUGCUUGCUGCUGCGCCUACUUCCAAAGCAAAGACAGAUUCAAUUAAUAUUCUGGCAGAUGUGCUUCCGGAAGAAAUGCCGACCACAGUUCUACAGAGCAUGAAACUAGGAGUAGAUGUGAAUCGACACAAAGAGAUUAUCGUGAAAGCUAUUUCCGCUGUAUUGCUGCUGUUACUAAAACACUUCAAGCUAAACCAUGUUUAUCAGAUGGAGUAUAUGGCUCAGCAUCUGGUGUUUGCAAAUUGCAUUCCUUUAAUAUUGAAAUUUUUUAAUCAAAAUAUUAUGUCGUACAUUACUGCCAAAAACAGUAUUUCCGUUCUUGACUACCCAUAUUGUGUCGUCCAUGAGCUGCCUGAACUUACUGCAGAGAGUCUAGAAGCUGGAGAUAAUAACCGAUUUUGUUGGCGAAACUUGUUUUCCUGCAUAAAUCUUUUGCGCAUCCUAAACAAACUGACCAAGUGGAAGCACUCUAGGACCAUGAUGCUUGUUGUUUUCAAGUCUGCUCCCAUCUUAAAAAGAGCUCUUAAAGUCAAACAGGCGAUGAUGCAGCUGUAUGUACUCAAGUUACUGAAAGUACAGACCAAGUACUUAGGACGUCAGUGGAGGAAAAGCAACAUGAAAACUAUGUCAGCCAUUUACCAGAAAGUGCGACACCGUCUGAAUGAUGAUUGGGCAUAUGGAAAUGAUCUUGAUGCUCGCCCCUGGGAUUUUCAGGCUGAGGAGUGUGCACUGAGAGCCAACAUUGAGCGCUUCAACUCUCGCCGAUAUGAUCGCACUCAUAGAAACCCUGAAUUCCUUCCAGUAGACAACUGUCUUCAGAGUGUGCUUGGUCAACAUGUGGAGCUACCAGAGGACUUCCAAAUGAACUAUGACUUGUGGCUAGAGAGAGAGGUGUUUUCUAAACCUAUAUCUUGGGAAGAAUUGCUGCAAUAACAUGCUAUUUAACAUCUGCCUAAAGAUGAUCGGUUUCAUCUGCCUACAUACAUUUAUAACACUAGUUAAUUUACAAAAAUAGUGAUGACCUCUUAUUGACAUCCUCGAAUAUACCUGGGCCAAACGGUUAUAACAUGACCUUUAGAUGCAACAAAAGUAUGAAUUAUUAUUUUUUUUUUUUUAGUUUUUUUUAAAGAGGGCAUUCCCUUGUUUUUUUUUUUUCUUCAUACUUUGGUUCACUUCUAGUAAUAAUUGCUCCUCUUUUCUUGACCCUUUUUUGGUUACACAUCAAGGUAGACAAUAAACUACUAUCUGAUCUUUCAUAUAUUGUAAAGGGCCUUUGCAGGAUUGGAUGAGGGUAAGAUUAUGUGUGACUCCUAAAAUAAUUUUAUUUAUAUAUUGUGUAUUGCAUCAAGUCGUCUGUCACUUGCAACAGUGGUAUUUCUGAUGCUGAGUGAAAUUGUACACCAGUGGACUAUUUAUUAUGGUUUUGAAACAACAUUCCUCUUGUUUAUCUUUAAGGAAAGUUUUAUGUGCUUUUUAUAUUUGUGCUUUUAUAUAUAUAUUUUAUCAGUGUGUACAGAAUGUAUGACCACAGAUAAAAGCGGGAUUAAAGUUGCAAUUUAUCUGGA
This is a messenger RNA of Hyla sarda, 3263 nucleotides long. It is a transcript of the gene STRIP1, whose product is annotated as striatin interacting protein 1. The transcript has 21 exons. Gene Ontology annotation, biological process: cytoskeleton organization. Gene Ontology annotation, cellular component: cytosol. The record is from RefSeq and is a predicted model, not a curated record. NCBI's taxonomy places the organism in Eukaryota, Metazoa, Chordata, Amphibia, Anura, Hylidae. The coding region runs from base 172 to 2631 and encodes 819 amino acids.